AUGUCGGCGAAUCUACGACGGGUAGAGGCGGCCCGCGAAAGCCUUCAAUAUCGUACGCAUGAACAGUUCAGCCCUUCCAGAACUACCAGAGCUUUUGAGAAAGGUACAGGGAGACACAGUUUGCCCGAGGAGCUUCCAGGGAUGGUGGAGGAAAACGACAAGAGCGGUCGUGCCGCCAAUCUAGACUCCAACAUGCUCGACGCUACUGCUGCAUAUUCCGAAUUACAGUCCCGCCCUCCAGCAAUGGCAAAGUUCACCACUCUUCUCUCAGUCGUCGCUCUCGCUUUGACUUCCGUCAACGCUGUUCCUCUUUGGGGACAAUGUGGCGGCAACGGAUACACUGGCUCGACUCAGUGUGAUGCUGGUCUCAUUUGCGUUCGUCUCAACGACUGGUACUCCCAAUGCCAACAGGGCUCUGGACAACCUCAGCCACCGGUUACCACCCCCGCUCCUCCGGUGACGACCCCUGCCCCUCCUGUCACCACCCCCGCUCCCCCUGUCACCACUCCUCAGCCUCCUCCACCUGCCACAACUCCUCCCGCCCAAGAAAUUCCAGCUGGUCAGCUCACCCGCCUCCAAAACUUCGGCUCCAACCCCAGCAACGUCCAAAUCCACGUCUACAAGCCCUCUAGCAUCAAGGCAGGCGCUGGUCUCCUCGUCGCGUUGCACCCCUGCGGUGGAACCGCUCAACAAUACUUCUCGGGCUUCGGCUGGCGCGCUCAAGCCGACCAACGCGGCUUCCUCGUCUUCUACGGCCAGACCACCCAGCCCCAGAACUGCUGGGAUGUCACUUCCAGCGCGACGCUCCGCCACGACGGCGGCUCCGACUCUCUCGGCAUCGCCAACGCCGUCCGCUACGCCAUCCGCACCUGGGGCAUCGACCCCAACAAGGUCUUCGUCACCGGUACCUCCUCCGGCGCGAUGAUGACGAACGUCAUGGCCGGCGUCUACCCCGAGCUCUUCAAGGCCGGUGCCGUCUUCGCGGGCGUUGGUCUCGGAUGCCUGCAGACUGGCAACACCCCCGCCUUCCCGCCCGACCCAUGCGCCGCCGGCAACCGCAACCUCACCCCCAAGCAAUGGGGCGACCUCGUCCGCGCCGCGUACCCCGGCUACACCGGUCCCUACCCGCGCAUGCAGAUCUGGCACGGAACUGCUGACCCCAUUCUCAACAUCAACAACUUCCAGGAGCAGGUCGAGCAGUGGACUGAUGUGCAUGGUAUCUCACAGACCCCCGCCAGCACGAGCCCUGGCACGCCCCGACAGAGCUGGACGAAGACGUCGUAUGGUAGCGGACAGGUUGAGGCGUUCAACGGACAGGGUGCUGGACACGGUUUGCCUGAGAGCGGAACGGAGGCGACGGCGAUCAACUUCUUCGGUCUUUAA
This is a messenger RNA of Coprinopsis cinerea okayama7#130, 1383 nucleotides long. RefSeq names its product acetyl xylan esterase. Gene Ontology annotation, molecular function: cellulose binding; hydrolase activity. Gene Ontology annotation, cellular component: extracellular region. The coding region runs from base 1 to 1383 and encodes 460 amino acids. The record is from RefSeq and is a predicted model, not a curated record. Lineage: Eukaryota; Fungi; Basidiomycota; Agaricomycetes; Agaricales; Psathyrellaceae. The transcript is spliced from 6 exons. Gene Ontology annotation, biological process: carbohydrate metabolic process.